Molecule: messenger RNA, 896 nt
Organism: Scaptodrosophila lebanonensis
Lineage: Eukaryota; Metazoa; Arthropoda; Insecta; Diptera; Drosophilidae
Product: serine protease 1-like
Exons: 1
Coding region: 4-822 (272 amino acids)
Biological process (GO): proteolysis
Molecular function (GO): serine-type endopeptidase activity
Source: RefSeq, a predicted model, not a curated record
AGAAUGAAACUGUUCAUAAUUCUGAUUUUCGCUGCAGUCGGCGCCUUGCCGGACAGCCUUGCGUCGGUUAUGCCCAUCAAGGAUCUGCCCCAAAGUCAGAGCAUUGAUGGUCGCAUCACCAACGGCUACCCAGCGUAUGAGGGCAAGGUGCCUUACGUUGUGGGUUUAAGCUUCACGCGCAGUGAUGGCACUGGCUACUGGUGUGGUGGCUCCAUUAUUGGACACACCUGGGUGCUGACGGCUGCCCAUUGCACCAACCAUGGCAGUUCUGUGACCAUCUACUAUGGCGCCAGCUUUCGCUUUCAGGCCCAAUACACGCACUGGGUGGGUCGAGGCGACUUUGUCCAGCAUCCCAACUACAAUAGCGAUAACCUAAACAACGAUAUAUCGCUGAUUCGUACACCCCAUGUGGACUUCUGGAACUUGGUGAAUCGUGUCGAGCUGCCCAGCUACAACGAUCGCUACAAUAGCUACAACGGCUGGUGGGCAGUUGCCUCCGGAUGGGGUUACACCUGGAACGAUGGCGGCAUGUCUGACUAUUUGAACUGUGUCGAUGUGCAGAUCAUGGGCAACGAUGAGUGCCGCAACACCUUCGGCAGUAACUACAUAACAGACAACACGCUCUGCAUCCGCACCACCGACGGCAAGUCCACUUGCAGCGGCGAUUCUGGAGGUCCUUUGGUUCUCCACGAUGGCAAUCGCCUGGUCGGUAUCACCUCCUUUGGCUCUGGAGGGGGCUGUACAUCGGGCGCACCUGCGGGUUUCACUCGCGUUACCGGCUACCUCGACUGGAUUCGCGAUGUUACCGGAAUUGUCUAUUAAUACAAUGAUCUAUUGUAUAAACAAGCGUAAUUAAACAUAAUAAAGACACAGCUCAGAUUCUUAAUAAGAGUCAA